Molecule: messenger RNA, 657 nt
Organism: Helianthus annuus (common sunflower)
Lineage: Eukaryota; Viridiplantae; Streptophyta; Magnoliopsida; Asterales; Asteraceae
Exons: 1
Coding region: 1-657 (218 amino acids)
Source: RefSeq, a predicted model, not a curated record
AUGGAGUCAGUAUUAGACAUAUGUGAGUGUGAUGACCGCAACAAAGUACGGUUCGCCGUACAUAUGUUUGAAGCUGAAGCCCUUCACUGGUGGAACAUUGUGGUCCGAACAGAAGGAAAAGAAAAGGUUAAGGAGAUGAAGUGGGAGGAGUUUAUUCAUAAGUUUCUUGCUAAGUAUUGUCCUCCCAGUGAGACUAAGCAACUGGAAGUGGAAUUCUUACAGUUAAAAAUGGGAAAUAAAACCUAUCGAGAGUAUGUUUCUCGUUUCAACGACAUAUCUCGACUGGUUUCUUAUUUAGCAUUGACCGAGGAACAACUGAUCAAUAGGUUUAUUUGGGGUCUACCCUCUGAAAUGAGGGUGUUUAUCAAAUCCGAAUCCCCCAAGACUUUUGCAGAAACUGUUGAGGCUGGCGCCGUCAUGGCUGCCGAGAUGAUUCUGCGGCAGGCUGAAUCUCCCGCGCCAAAAAGGAAGUGGGAAGAAAGAAAGGGGGACACCCGGAAUAACAACUUUAAAAGGCCUAAAACAUUUCCUCAAUGUCAAAUUUGCAAACGCUUUCAUACGGGGAAUGUCGUUUUCCUUGUCCAAAUUGUGAAAAGACGGGUCAUGCUCUUCAAGAAUGCAAGGAAAAGAGAAGUGUUUCAAAUGUGGAGACCCUAA